AUGGCGUGCAAAGCAGAAGCUACCAGGUGCCCUGUAAAUGAUCCCGUAUCUCUUCCUCACGAGUGGUAUCAGCCUGGGAACCUCCUCAUUGGUGGAGUUGCUUCUCAGAUCAUGUACCUUUUCCCCCAACUUUCCUUCGACAAUCACCCAUCUCAGGAGCUGGGCUUGGAUACUCCAAUUGUAGUAUCAAAGUUCUACCAGCAUGUCCUGGCCUUGGCAUUUGCUGUAAAUGAGAUCAACAGAAACAUGGAAAUCUUGCCAAACAUCACACUGGGUUUCCACAUCUGUGACAGCUACUACGAUGCAAGGAUGACCUAUCGAACCACUCUGGACCUGCUCUUCAAAGUUCAUAAAUUUAUCCCAAACUAUGAAUGCCAAUCCCCAAAAAAUCUUAUAGCUGUCAUAGGGGGCCUGAGCUCUGAUAUCUCUUUCCAUAUGGCAAACAUCUUAAACCUCUACAAGAUUCCACAGAUCCACUCAUUUCUCCAAGGCAUUUCAUUUAACAACUCAGCUGGAGAAACGGUGUCCUUGACUAAUCAUAGGGAGAUGGGAGGUGGAUUUGACAUUGUGAACAUGAUCACGUUUCCGAACAUCUCCUUCCUUAGGGUGAAAAUUGGAAUGGUUUAUCCCAAGGCUCCUGAAGGAAAAGAAAUUGCUCUCAAUGCAGAUAUAAUUGUGUGGCAUGAAAGUUUCAAUCAGGUUUGUCCGAUUUCCGUGUGUAAUGAGUACUGCAAUGCUGGGUAUCAGAAGAAAAAGAAGGAAGGCGAGAAGUUCUGCUGCUAUGACUGUGUUCCAUGCCCAGAAGGCAAGAUUUCCAACCGAAAGGACAUGAAUGACUGCUUCAAGUGCCCAGAGGAUCAAUACCCUAGCAAGGACAGAGAUGGGUGUAUUGCCAAAAUGAUAACUUUCCUGUCUUAUGAAGAACCUUUAGGGAUUGGCUUAGUCUUGGUUGCAGUUAUCUUUUCCAUAAGCACAGCACUGGUGCUAGUAAUCUUUGUUAAACACAAAGAUACCCCCAUUGUCAAAGCAAACAACCGGGACCUCACAUUUAUUCUACUCAUUUCUCUCCUCCUCUGUUUCCUCUGUUCAUUGCAAUUUCUUGGACAACCAAGGAAGGUGACUUGCGCUCUCCGUCAAUCUGCAUUUGGUAUCAUUUUCUCAGUGGCUGUGUCUUGUGUGUUGGCGAAAACCAUCACUGUGGUUUUAGCUUUUCAGGCCACCAGGCCAGGUUCCAGCAUAAGAAAGUGGGUAGGGAAAAGACUGAACAACUCCAUUGUCCUUUCCUCCUCCUUUAUUGAAGCUAGUAUUUGUAUGGUGUGGUUAGGGACCUCUCCUCCUUUUCCAGAUUUCGACAUGCAUUCACUCAGUGGAGAAAUUGUAGCAGAAUGCAGUGAAGGCUCUGUCACCAUGUUUUAUCUUGUCCUGAGCUACAUAGGUCUCCUGGCCAUCAUCAGCUUCACCGUGGCGUUCCUGGCCAGGAAGUUGCCAGAUACUUUUAAUGAAGCCAAGUUCAUCACCUUCAGCAUGCUGGUGUUUUGCAGUGUUUGGUUGUCCUUUGUCCCAGCAUAUGUGAGCACCAAGGGGAAAUAUAUGGUGGCUGUGGAGAUCUUCUCCAUUUUGGCCUCCAGUGCUGGACUACUGGUUUGUAUCUUUGCCCCCAAAUGCUACAUCAUUAUUCUGAGGCCUGAGCUGAACUGUAGGGAACAUAUCACAAAAAGACUGUAA
Molecule: messenger RNA, 1725 nt
Organism: Zootoca vivipara (common lizard)
Lineage: Eukaryota; Metazoa; Chordata; Lepidosauria; Squamata; Lacertidae
Source: RefSeq, a predicted model, not a curated record